AAGAUCCAAGAAAAUUUAUAAUUUUAAAAUCUAGCUACAACAAGAAAAUGACUAAAAGUAAAAAACGAAGCAGAUCUAAUGAUCGAGAGGACGACACAAAUAAGAGGCUGCGUAGGUUAGAAAAAAUGAUGGAAUUAUUUUUAGAUCUUCAAAAUGUAACAUCUAAAAAAGAUGAUGGUCAUUCCAAUAAAGAAAAUGUCCCUAACAAUCCAAAAGAUCAUGCUACGGUCAAUACAGGUCUUACUAACCCCGUUGAGGAGUCAGAGAAAUCAGAUCCUCAGCAAACUGAGGAAGCUGUAUCAGAUCCUACAAAAACUGUCACGCCAGUGGUUGAUUAUACAAAACAAGUGGAGUCCACAAGCGAAGUGACAAAACUUGAUGAAGAGUUGGAGGGCGUAUUAGGUGAAGACCCGACUAACCCAAAAAAGAAGGUAGUCAACGUGCACCCAAGCCUAGUUCCAAGAUGGUCAACAUGGCUUACAGAGGGAUUGCCCGAGGACACGAAGAAAGAGUUGAAAGAUAAAUAUCCACUCAACGGUAACGUACGUCUCGAGGCUCCUGAGCUAAAUGAGGAAAUUGUGUCUACGUUGAACGAGGCAGGAACGAAAAGAGAUCAGCUUUUCGUUGCAGAGCAGAACCUAGUAGGUUCAGCUUUAUCAGCCUUGGGAGAGGCCAUUACGAUGAUCCUAUAGGAUGAGGAGGAACUAGUUGAUCAACUCCAAUUGUUAGAGAAAUUGUCAGAUGGAGAAAAAUUACUGUCAUAACUGCACUUUCAAGUGUCUUCUGCCAGGAAAUCUUUUAUUGCGCCAGUUCUCACCAAGCCAAUGAAGGAGCUUUCACAAAAAAACAAAGCCAGGCACCUUACUCUACGGAGAAACACUAUCAGAGAAAAUAAAGACAGCAAAAUCGGUGGAAAAAAUUGGUAGAGAACUGAAAACUCCAUCAGCAGCAACAUCCUCGUUUGUCGCAAAGAAACCAGCUCAGAAACUAGCCUCUGGGAGGCCUUUAAACUGGCGGGGCCAGUAUGCGAGAAUGGGGACUCAGCAUCAAGGCCAGAAAUUCUCUCAAACGAACUACCCCAAAGCCGGACAAUACACCAGCAAGAAGACAUCCAGUAGCUCGUCGCAACAGUUGAGGUCCAGUCGGUUAUCACAGGGCGACAAGAAAAAAUAAAUGAUGAGGUUGCUGACACACCUAUUGGCGGAGCAGCUUACCCUGGUUGCAGGGAAGCUCUCAGGGAAACAUAUCAACGAAGAGGACUGCCAGAAGAAGCCCUGGACAUUCUAAUUUCCUCUUUAACGGACUCGACUAUUCAACAGUAUAAUUUAGCAUUAAAAAAAUGGUGGAAUUUUUGCAACAAAUUUAAAUUAGAACCUCUGGAGCCAGAGAUCAAGACGGUGCUAAAAUUUUUAGCAGCAAGGUUUGAACAGGGAGCCGCUUAUGGCACGUUAAAUACAGAGAGAUAAGCAAUCAACCUUCUGAGUUCAAUAGAUUUAGGUAAUGAUCCGUUAAUAGCUCGUUUCUUCAAAGGCGUGUUUAAAAUGCGUCCGCUAAAGCCUAAGUAUGACGUCAUUUGGAGUUCGGAGACAGUUCUUAAGUGGGCAGAAACACUGGAGCCUCUGGAGUCACUAGACUUGAAGUUUAUAACUCUCAAGUUAGUGUCUUUACUUGCGUUAGCGACAGCUCACAGAGUCCAGACAUUAUCGCUGAUUAAAAUAAAAAAUAUUGUAUUUUCGGAAGGUGGAGCAAAAAUCAAAAUAACAGAUCAUAUUAAAACGUCAAGAGUCGGAGUCGCACAACCGGUGUUUGUCCUGCCAUUCUUAGAUAGUAGAAAAUCUGCAUGCGUAGCCAGAGUCUUAAGGUUCUACAUCAAUCAAACAAAAGAUCUCAGAGGUAAAACGGAAAAUCUGUUCAUUACAUUUAAAAAACCAUAUCGCGAGGCUACAUCUCAAUCGAUUAGUCGAUGGAUUA
Molecule: messenger RNA, 1971 nt
Organism: Cotesia glomerata
Lineage: Eukaryota; Metazoa; Arthropoda; Insecta; Hymenoptera; Braconidae
Exons: 5
Coding region: 48-692 (214 amino acids)
Source: RefSeq, a predicted model, not a curated record